Messenger RNA from Tupaia belangeri chinensis (Chinese tree shrew), 2300 nucleotides. It is a transcript of the gene CDC42EP2, whose product is annotated as CDC42 effector protein 2. Gene Ontology annotation, biological process: positive regulation of actin filament polymerization; regulation of cell shape; Rho protein signal transduction. Gene Ontology annotation, cellular component: cytoplasm; cytoskeleton; plasma membrane. The record is from RefSeq and is a predicted model, not a curated record. The transcript has 2 exons. Bases 468 to 1103 code for a protein of 211 amino acids. Gene Ontology annotation, molecular function: small GTPase binding. NCBI's taxonomy places the organism in Eukaryota, Metazoa, Chordata, Mammalia, Scandentia, Tupaiidae.
UCCACAGUCAGUACAGCAAGUUCUCAGCCCGGCUCGGGUGCCACUGCCUUGUGGUCCAGCUCCGGAGCUUUUGCUUCCCGCGAGUCUUGUCUGCGCUCCUCACGGUCCUCAGCGCUGGGCCAGGGAGAAGUUCUUGUGGACAAGACCAAAGACCAUUGGCGGCUGCACGAUCUCUACCUUUCUGCCUCCGGUUUUCGAGAGUUCGGAACCCGUUGCAGAGAGAGUGAUUUAUGUUAUCGCAACCCUCUGACUUCAUUGAUCUUUAGUUUUUCUUUUCUGCUUCCUUAGACCGACUGCGGUCACAUCCCACAUUCUAGUCUGGUCCUUCAGCCUGUUUCAGGGGUUGACGGCCACCCUCCAGAGUGAGUGUUUCUGGUUGAGGGUGUUGAGAGGAGGAGACGUGACACCGUGGUCUCGGCAGGCACCCGUGUCCAGCCUCGGCAGCCAGGCCUGGUGGUAAGGUCUCGAUGUCCACCAAAGUGCCCAUCUAUCUAAAACGCAGCAGCCGCAAGGGCAAGAAGGAGAAGCUGCGGGACCUGCUGUCCUCGGACAUGAUCAGCCCACCGCUGGGGGACUUCCGCCAUACCAUUCACAUUGGUAGCGGUGGUGGCAGCGACAUGUUCGGUGACAUCUCCUUCCUGCAGGGCAAGUUCCACCUCCUGCCGGGGACAGCAAUCGAGGGGCCUGAGGAGGAUGGCACCUUCGACCUCCCCUUCCAGUUCACCCGCACAGCCACAGUGUGUGGGCGGGAGCUCCCGGAUGGGCUGUCCCCUCUGCUCAAGAAUGCCAUCUCUCUGCCUGUCAUUGGAGGGCCCCAGGCCCUCACCCUGCCCACAACCCAGGCCCCACCCAAGCCCCCUCGCCUGCACCUGGAGACCCCUCAGCCUUCUCCGCAGGAGGAGGGGAGUGUAGACAUCUGGAGGACUCCAGAGGUGGUUUCGCCCCGCAAUGGGCUGACCCCGGAUUCAGGGGGUGAAGAGGAGCCCUUCCUGUCCCACGCCAGUUCCCUGUUGUCCCUGCAUGUGGACCUGGGCCCCUCCAUCCUGGACGACGUGCUCCAGAUCAUGGACCAGGACCUGGACCGUGUACCGAUCCCUACAUAAGGCCUGCCACUGACCAGUUUGGGAGAUGCCAGGCGGCAGGGUGUGGACGUGACCCUGGCCUAGGAGCUGGGAUCCUGGGAUCCCACCUGUGUGCUCGCCGGCCAGCGAUGCUCAUCUUGAACCUUUGUUUCCCUCCCUCUCACCCUCCCCCAACGGACAGAGUGCGCCUCAUGGCUUUCCCUAACACCCCACCGAGGACUCCUGCAGAAGUCAGUCCAGAGCGCCCUGAGUGUCUCGGCCACUUGGACCCCCACCACCAACCGCCCCUCCUUCCCUCUCCUCAGACGAAGGUUCUGCUGAAGUGGGCUCUGUUCACGUCCUUCCACCUCGGCACUACCGGAGGCCCAGGUUCUGGGCAGGUAAAGAGGCAGGCAUGACUGACCAGGGGACUUGGGCCCUGGGCUGGCUAUCCUGGACCUUUAGGUUUGUGUUGGACUGGGAGUGUGGUGUCAGUGGCCAGAGGUGUCCUGCCUCAUCUCCUGCCUUGUCCCUUCCUCACAUGACCAGGGGAUUCUGGUUGCAAUAAAACCUGCUGCUACCGGUGGCUCAGCUCCCUGCGCCCUUGCCCAGGUUUUCUCCCGAAGGCAGGCAGUCUCCGUGAGCUGCAGGGCUUACCUGGGAGAGACCACCCCGGAGGGCCUUAUGGAAGGCAGGCCUUUCCCUCAGGAAGGUUGUACCUGAUUCAGUCAUGGCUAUCCUGACACUGAUUCCAGCAUUUGUCAGGUCACCAAACUCAGGUAGACUGAGGAUUGUGCCGGGUGUGGGUUCAAUCCCUGUCCAGGCAGUAGGCAUCUGUAAGGGGAGACCCGAGAGUCAAAGAAUAACCACAGGCCUAGUUCUUUGAGUCAAGCUUCUCCAGUUUUGGAGCACUCAGAGCACACACGAGGGAGAACGGGCAGGGCCUGGCAGGGACCCAACAGGCCAGUCAGACUCAUCCCACCAGAGGCUGUUACUGAGAUCUAAGGUGUGGAAGCAGAUAACUUGAAAACGUGAUUUUUAGACUCAAAGUCUCGUGGAUACAAGGCAGAUACAGUUCCUGCUUUCUCAGAGCUUAGUUCUUGUGGAGAGAAGAGUAUUAAAUUUGUAAACAAGUAAGAGAUGAUGCUAGCGGGACCAGCAGUUGGCAUAAUGGCCAUAUCACUGAACUCCCAUGUAGUCGACUGCAGUUUGAGUCCCAGACCCGGUGGCUUAAACUCA